This is a messenger RNA of Prorocentrum cordatum, 429 nucleotides long. Lineage: Eukaryota; Dinophyceae; Prorocentrales; Prorocentraceae. The record is from the annotation of a GenBank genome assembly.
GCGCUCGUGCUGCACUACCACGGCUGGCUGGACUCCAGCGGCGAGGCUGCGGCCCGCUCCGGGCUCCCGCGGGUGGCGGACGAGAGCGGGGCGUUCCACGCCGUGUUCCCCGAAGGAGCCCACGACGUGGGCGCUCCCGCGGGCGUCUGGGCGCUGGCGCUGUGCGGCCUCGGCCUGCUCCUCCUGGGCGCCCUCUGCCUCUGCUGCGCCUGCCGGCGGGCACGGGCCCGGGAGGCGCCUCCCGGGGAGGGGCUCGCGGACGAGAGCAUCGAGUUCUCCGGGUGCGCCUCGCGGGGGCGCCACGAGGAGUCCUCGGACCUCGCUCUGCUCCGGCAUCUGGCACAAGCUCCACCAGCGCCGCCGCCAGCGCCGCCAGUGCCACCAGCCAAGGCUCGUGCAGCCCCUGCGCUGCGUUGCGCUGGCCACUGA